Pygocentrus nattereri (red-bellied piranha) is the source of this 4412-nucleotide messenger RNA. RefSeq names its product protein phosphatase 1, regulatory subunit 13Ba (gene ppp1r13ba). Lineage: Eukaryota; Metazoa; Chordata; Actinopteri; Characiformes; Serrasalmidae. Gene Ontology annotation, cellular component: nucleus. The transcript is spliced from 15 exons. The coding region runs from base 512 to 3481 and encodes 989 amino acids. Gene Ontology annotation, biological process: regulation of apoptotic process. Gene Ontology annotation, molecular function: p53 binding. The record is from RefSeq and is a predicted model, not a curated record.
AUACACAGAGAGGCAGUAAGAUAGAUAGAGGGAAAGAGAGAGAAAGAGAGAGGUAGAGGGGGGCGGGACAGUGAAAUAGAGGUCCAGAGAAAGUAGAAAAAGAAAAAAAGGCAGCACAUGAAAGGGAGAUAGAGAGAAACAGUGAGAUAGAGAGUGAAAGAGUGUAAAGAGAGAGUGAGAUAGAGAGAGUCUGGUGGAUAUGUGGGGGAGAGAAAGUGUGAGAUGAGUGGGAGAGAGAGAGAGAGAGGGAGAGAGAGAUCUGCGCAGUAGAGAGAGCGGCUCACGCAGUAGAUUCACUCCGCAUUAAAGCAGCAUUACAGCAUUUUCCGCGUUAUCGGUGAGAAUUUAUUCUGACUAAACAGGAGAGACUCACUCAGGCUUAUAGAGCACAGUGAGUCAUCACUAACGUGGGCACUGGGGCUUCACACACUCACACACACGCGCCGCGGCUGCAGCACGAGGGUUUAGCACGGGACCCGGCGGGGUAACAGCACUCUCUCCGGCGGCUGGGAUGGAGUGGAAGCACGUGGAAGCCGUGCAGGAGUUCACAGCUGAAGGACAAUGCAGCAAAAUCCACGUCCGAUCCUGCAGGAUAACAUGGGACUCUCCGCAGGUGGGGAAUCCUCGUGUGGAGAUGACGUUGUCCGAGCUGCAGGAGAUGGCUAUUCGGCAGCAGCAGCAGAUAGAGGCUCAGCAACAGAUGCUGGUGGCCAAGGAGCAGCGUUUGCGGUAUCUGAAGCAGCAGGACCCUCGGCAGGCUGCGUGUGAGCCAGAGAAGCUGCAGAAGCUCAGGGAGAGGGUGGAGAGUCAGGAGGCGAAGCUGAAGAAAAUCCGCGCCAUGAGGGGUCAGGUGGACUACAGCAAGAUCAUCAACGGCAGCCUGUCAGCGGAGAUAGAGCAUGUGAGCAGUCUGUUCCAGGAGAAGCAGGCGGAGCUGCAGCGCGCGGUGCUGAAGGUGGAUCAGCUCACACAGCAGCUGGAUGACCUUCGGCACGGACGUCUUAACGGCCUGCAGCCUGUGGGGGCGCCGCUGAGCGGGACGGCCGCACUGGAGCUCCGAAAACUCUACCAGGAGCUACAGAUCCGGAACAAACUCAAUCAGGACCAGAACACUAAGCUGCAGCAGCACAAGGACAUGCUGAAUAAACGCAACCUGGAAGUGACCAUGAUGGACAAACGCAUAGAGGACCUGAGAGAGAGACUGUACAAGAAGAAAGCUGAGUUGGGUCGGGUGAGUGGUCCUCCCUCUCCUCAGCCGGCUCCUGUUAGCUCUGGUCGAGUUGCAGCUGUAUUUCCGUAUAUCCAGGUCCCAGCAGCGGGGAGGCAGGAAGGGGGCUACACUUUACCCCCGGACCCCCUCAAACCACACCUGCUGUCUGCCCCAAUCAACCACACUCGAUCUAAAUCAGAGGACGAUGGGGUGAGGAAGCCCGCAGGCCCGUGGAAGGUCUCAGACUUAGACAUCAUAGUGGACCCUGUGGUGGCCUCCGCUGAGCCCAGAGAGGGGCCCGGGUCCCCCUCAGGCUCCGACUGUGCCUCCUCGAAUGAUGCGAACUGGCCUUCCUUCGCCAAAAGCAAAGCUCCAGACUGGAAGGACACCAGCCGAGACCCGGGCAGCAUGGCCGUGGGCGAGAAGGAUUCCCCCAAACUGCUGGGCACAGUAACAGCCUUGUCCAGACAGCCAGCCCCAAUUUAUGGCACCUACCCCAGCGCGGGUCACCACUCUACAGUCUGUGCCACCAGCUCCCUGCCCCGGUCUGCACCGGGAACACUGUCCUGGCAGAGAGGGCCCCCUGCCUGUGGAUCCUCCUCACAGCAGAUACAGCAGAGGAUCACAGUGCCCCCCAGCCCCACCUCCACCACCUCCCUUUUCCCUCAGGCUGACAGGACCGAGCCCCCACUGGCCGUCGCCGUGCGACCUUUCAUUCCGGACCGAGGGUCUCGACCCCAGUCUCCUCGGAAAGGUCCCGCCACCAUGAACUCCAGCUCCAUCUACCACAUGUACCUGCAGCAACCUGCAUCCAAAAACUACUCCAGCACCAGCAGCAGAGCCACAGUCAAAGCAGUCUAUGGAAAGCCAGUGUUACCGGGGUCCGCCUCCCCCUCCCCCAUACCCUUCCAGCAGCAGACCUCCAGAGAUGAAACUGACCGGGACGCCGACCCUGAGUGCUCCCCACAUCCUCCGCCGGCCGUGGAGAACAUCCCCCGCCCCCUCAGCCCCACCAAACUGACCCCGGUGGCCCACUCACCCCUGCGCUACCAGAGCGAUGCUGAUCUGGAGGUGCUGAGGAGGAAGCUGGCCAAUGCUCCCCGGCCUCUGAAAAAGCGGAGCUCCAUCACGGAGCCCGAGGGUCCGAGUGGGCCAAACAUCCAGAAGCUUCUCUACCAACGUUUCAACACACUGGCUGGUGGUAUGGAGUCUAAUGUCAGCGCUCCACCAUUUUACCAACCAGACAGCCCUCUAAGCCUCAUGGGCUUGGACACUGCUAAUGGGAAUUUGCUGGAAACGAGUGACUUAGCAGCUCCUUUAGCGGAAGCAUCCGCUCCAGAGCCUGAGCCGGCUACGUCAUCACCCACGGCUGAUGCCAACGAAAAUCGACUGGCGCAUCCAGGCGGUCAUACAGAAUCCCUUCAGCUCGCAGACACCUCAGCGUCCGCUCCUGAGGACAUCCCUGAGGACGGUCGUAACAAUAAGCAGAAUAAUCAGUCUGAAGGUGCAGACACGCAGUCCAGCCCAGCGCCAGAAACCCACUCACCUGCAGAGGAGGAAACCACAGAGCAGCCGGCCGGUGCCGCUUCGAUAAAACGGACCAACCUGAAGAAGCCUGGCUCGGAGAGGACAGGUCACGGCCUGAGGGUGAAGUUCAACCCACUGGCGCUGCUUCUGGAUGCUUCUCUGGAGGGCGAGUUUGACCUGGUGCAGAGGAUCAUAUAUGAGGUGGACAACCCCAGCACUCCUAAUGAUGAGGGCAUCACGCCGCUCCAUAACGCCGUGUGCGCUGGACACCAUCACAUAGUGAAGUUCCUGCUGGACUUCGGUGUCAACGUCAACGCGGCAGACAGUGACGGAUGGACGCCCCUGCACUGCGCGGCCUCCUGCAACAGCGUCCAUCUCUGCAAGCUGCUGGUGGAGUCCGGCGCGGCCAUCUUCGCCACCACCAUCAGCGACGUGGAGACGGCGGCGGAUAAGUGCGAGGAGAUGGAGGAGGGAUACAUCCAGUGCUCUCAGUUCCUCUACGGUGUGCAGGAGAAGCUGGGUGUGAUGAAUAAAGGUGCGGUCUACACUCUGUGGGAUUAUGAAGCUCAGAGUGCGGACGAGCUGUCCUUCCGUGAGGGAGAAGCUCUGACGGUUCUGAGACGCAGAGACGACACCGAGACCGAGUGGUGGUGGGCGAGACUCAACAACCAGGAGGGAUACGUCCCCCGAAACCUACUGGGGUUGUAUCCGAGGAUCAAGCCCAGGCAGCGUUCUCUGGCCUAGGGCCCCCUGGUGGUCAGACAAGAGAACGCAAGCCUGUUCCUGAGCUCGGUGUGGAGCCGCAGCUGGACGCUCUGGCCUGGCUUUGCCCUCUUCGUGCAUCAGUACCACCCCAGUCACAGAGACCAGAGGGCACGGCAAAGAGAGGACGGAGCAUGGAGCAUGUGUGGAGACUUUUAUUUAGCUGCCGGAGGAGAUUCGUAAAUCGAUGGGAGCCUGUCUUCAGUCUGCAUCCCUAGGUUUUAUUUAUUUGUCGCAUCAGCCGAGUUUACUCUUUCACCCAGAUCCCUGUUGAGGAGUACAGUAGAUUUCCCGUUUCCUUUCCCAGACUGCGUGAGGACUUUUUUGUGGGAUGUGAAUGUGUUGACAGUCAGAGAAAGAGGAUGCAGUGUCGAGUUCCUGGUGCGUGUGAGAGUUUCGUGUCCUGGACGGAGGAAACCGCGAGGGACGUGUCUUUCGUCUCCGCGGUGACAGAGCAGCUGAUUCCGAGAGAAGGAAGGAAGGAGUUAGAAAGUGAACAGAAGGAAAACUCGAUGUGAGGGAAAGUCACUGAAGGAUGUAGAGGAAGAGUCCUGGAGUGGAGACGUGCAUGUUUUUAUAUGUGGAAGGGUUCAUUUGUGGGGUUACACCGCAAUGAGUUAUAUUUUGGCAAGUGACAUCGUCAUAAAUCAUCAAUACGUGUAAUAUUUCUCAUUGUAGUUGUAGGAAUAUUAUUGUUGUUGGGAAAACCCACUUUUUGGAAAUACUGAGUUUGACGUAGUGUUAAAACAAAGCACAUUUCGCAAAAUUCACUGUUCGCUCCAUACAGUCCAUGGAAACUAAGCUGCGUUCACAUUACAAGCCUUGUUGCUCAAAUCCGAUUUUUUUGCUCAAAUCCGAUCUCAGUGACACGGUGGUUCCCACUCGUUUAGGUCAGUGACUCCAAUCGGUCACU